AUGUCACAAAAAAAAUUUAGAAAUUAUACAGACUCUAGAGGAUCAAAGCCUCUAGUUGUUUAUGAGGACACUGAGACCAUACGGGAGAGAAAGAGACUUGCCUUGAGACCUAUGGGCAGGAAUAGGGCCAUGAGCCAUGAAACCCAGCUCCUACAUGGGGUGACUCCCCAUGCUCCAUCCCUGGCUCCUACAAGGGCUUUGGCUGGGCCAAGACUAGCUCCCCACACCCUCAGUGUGAGAACCCUGGUGUGUGGCACCCCCAGGCUUCAGCUCCCCAACACUGGAACAGGCUUCAGGUGGAGGGUCUGUCCACAGCAGGCAUCGAUAGAGCCUCAGGCCUGA
Molecule: messenger RNA, 342 nt
Organism: Pipistrellus nathusii (Nathusius's pipistrelle)
Lineage: Eukaryota; Metazoa; Chordata; Mammalia; Chiroptera; Vespertilionidae
Source: the annotation of a GenBank genome assembly